Messenger RNA from Amborella trichopoda, 3092 nucleotides. Its product is annotated as RING/U-box superfamily protein. The record is from RefSeq and is a predicted model, not a curated record. Lineage: Eukaryota; Viridiplantae; Streptophyta; Magnoliopsida; Amborellales; Amborellaceae.
UUUGCACGCUCCCUGUUAGGUCGCAGCAUUUCAAAAAGACUGCUCCUGCUCCCACUCUCUCUUUCUCUCUACCUGGAAAAAUGGCUCAUUUUCUCUCUCUAUCUCGUAUUUAGUUUUGAAUUUUUUUGAAUUUUUCUCCAUUGCAUCGUUAUUCAUCUGAGGUAAAUUCCUACUGUAACUUGAAUAAAUUGCCAUGAGGAACUGCCAGAUCUGUUUCCAUUCAUGAAUCUUUCAAAAGGCACAUUCCCUCAGUGCAGACUUAUUCUCUCUCUAUUUUCUUCAAUUUUAGGUUUUCUAGUGCUUAUUCUACCAGUGUAACUCUUUUGUUUCUCUCUCUAGGUUUUCCUAUUUCUUGUGAUUCUGAUUGUUCUUUGUAUAUGCUCUUUCUGUAGGGUUUUCCACCCUCUAUGUAUCUCUUCCUCUCCAGGUUUUUACACUUUUUCAUUUUCUUCAUCCGUCUUUUCAUCUCCCUCUCUUUUCAGCAUCUUCUGUAAUUUUUUGUUGGUAUUUUUUUGUUCCUUUUAACUGUGACUGCAACACUCCCUAUUUCCCCUCUCUUGUUAUCUCUGUGGGGUGUCCUUUUCCUCUUUCUCUUUCUUUUUGUUAUAUGUUUUUGUCCAUCUCUUUUUGCAAUCUGUGGGUAUUCUUACAGAUUCAGGUAAAAGGCCCCACAGUCACUACAAAGGUAAAGCUUUUUUUGGGGUCAUUGCCUCUCCUUUUUCGGGUCUUUUUAUGAUUUUUUUUGUAUACACAUACUCUUUCUCAAAGUACAUACCAUAACAAAGGCCCUACAAAUUUCUCUACAGGCCUCUCUCUCAAGCUCUCUUGUUUCUCUCUCUAAGUGCCGCUAGAUACAAUAUAAAAGGCACCUGCAAAUUUGGCCUUAGUACAGUCCCUUUAGGGAUACUGUUUAAAUGUAGGGCCUUCUCUGUUUCCUUGUUCCUUUUCCAGCCUGUGUUCCUUCUGUACGCACGUGUAUGGCUCAUUUGAAUUCCAAUUCAAUCUUCAGUUCCCUUAAUAUUAUUCUUCAAAUCUCUGAAUCUGGAUUUGCGGGUUUUCUAGGGUUUUCAUGGCUCCCAUUUCAAAUCCAGGAUUUCAUAUGUAUACUACUAUAUUAGAGCCUUCAAUAAAGUGACUUUUGGCUUUGUGGAUUAAAGAUGGGAUCAAGCCAUAGCAGGACAUCUUCUUCAUCGAACACUCCAAGGGUGAAUGGGGUAAGGGAGAAACGGGUUUUUAGAUCCCCUUGUUUUGGCCAAUUUUCAUACCAUCCGGAUAAUGAUGAUCAGGCCUCUGGUGCUCAGUAUGGGGACUGCAGCGAUUUCGAGAGUGGAACACGUAGAAAUCGAUCUCGAUCGGCAUCUGAACAAGUAAAGCACAGGAAUUGUGGAAUGUUCAAGGCUUUGGGGACCAACCAACUUCCAAAUCUUGGGAAUGACACACACCCUAAUGGAAGUGUUCCAAACAUUGACUCUGGUCCUGGAAGCAGUUCUACAUAUCCUACAAUUGUGCAGCCAUCAAACCGUUCAUUACAUCCUAAUCCUCAUUUUAAUUUUAUUCCAGAAAGUAUCAGUUAUAGGCUAAACAGAGCCACUAGCUUGGGUUCAUCUGACGCUUAUUCUCUAUUUUCAUCAAAUUUGGCAAUGCCAAACUCUGAGAAUGAUGCAGAGAAUAUUAAUAGAACCUGUCAAAAUAGUGACUUUUAUCCUGCAUUCAACAGUCAGACCAUGCUUCAAUGUGGUGAUUUACCUUCUCUAUCACCUUAUCCAGAUUCUCCUUUGGGGGAUUUACAGUCAGGCAAUCCUGUUUCUGAUAUCCCAAUUAAUGAAGGCAAUGGGGAUGUAUCAGUAUCAUCUCCUGGAUACAUAGCCAUAGGUAGUAUUGAUACAAUGGCUGGAACUUCUCAAUACCCAUCUUCCCAAAGGAAUACUAUAGAACCAGAGGUCAGUGAAGCUAGGCGUCCUUGUAGACGGCUGGGUGCUCUGGAACCUGUGGAAGGAAGCAUGCAAUUUAGCCGAACUCUCAGUGUUGGAAGACUUAGGGAUAGAGUUCUUCGUAGAACAUCUUCUUCUGAGGGUUCUUUGGGCAACCUUCAAGAGGACACUGUAUUUAGAGACAUGAGGCAGAGUAAUGGAAGACGGUUUUGGGGAGCCUUAACUGGAUCAGCAUCUGGAAGGAGUAGGGAAGCACCUCAGUCUCCAGCCAGCUAUGAGUUUUCUAGAACCCCUAGGUCUGUAAAUAGCAGCCAAGAAUAUGAGGUCAAUGUUGCAAAUUUGGGGGGAGGUAACCACAACUUGUUGGGGCAUAGGAGCUCAUUCCUUGAGCGUAGGAGAAGAGUAAGAUCUCAGGUUCGCGCCCUCCAACGGCUAGGUAGUCGUUUUGAGAAUUUAGCUGGGCAUGACAGGUCAUGUAUCUUAUCUGGUGAUCAUCGUACAGGUCGCUGCCUGUGCCAAGCAAGUGGUCGGGUGGAUGAUCCAACAGAUGAUUCAAGUACCAGAGCCAGCAUAUCUAGGAUUGUUAUGUUGGCUGAAGCACUUUUUGAGGUUUUAGAUGAAAUUCACCAGCAAUCAGUAGUCUUAUCGUCUCGACCAUCUGUAUCUUCUCUUGGAUCAGUUCCUGCACCAAAAGAGGUUGUAGACUGCAUGCCUAUAAAAAUAUAUAGUAAACUAGAGAAGCAUCAGAAUGAAGAGACUGCACAAUGUUAUAUAUGCCUUGUGGAAUAUGAGGAAGGGGACUGCUUGAGACUGUUGCCCUGUCACCAUGAUUUCCACCGGUCAUGUGUUGACAAGUGGCUGAAAGAGAUACACAGGGUGUGUCCUCUUUGUCGUGGAGAUGUUUGCCGGUCGGACAUGGAGCCAUCUGAUAAAGUGGAUUAAAGAAGAUGAAAUGUAAUUAACAUUGUGAUGAUAGGGUCUGAUGUGGGCCUCAUGUUCCCAAGGCCUAGUUGUCCAGGUCCAUUGGCACCCAUUUCUUUUAUUUUUGUAAUUUAGAAAGGUGGCCGUGGAUUGGUUGUUUAUAUGCCAUUGCCGCAGCUAUGGUCUUUUUGUUUGAUAUCAGAAUUCAGUUAUUAUGAGGUGUCUUUCCUUUUUCCUUAA